UGGGGGAGUGUCCAUUUAUUGAAGUCAGUUCAUACUUAUUAAAUAGACUUCUCUUUUAUUCUCUUACUUUCCAACUACCAACCGUUACUCACGCAAUCUGAAGAUGGAGCUGAUGACCCAUUCUUCGCCGUUUCUCCUUCCUCCAAUCUCCGGCGAUCAACGGCCGUCGCUUAACUACGCUCUGAUUGUCCUGAACCAGCAGCUUCCUAAAUACACUCCUCUUAUCUGGAAUCACGCAAAAGUACGUGUCUGUGCAGACGGAGGCGCCAAUCGUGUGUUUGAUGAAAUUCCUCUCUUGUUUCCUACUGAAGAUGCUCUCGAUGUUCGAUGCAGGUAUAAGCCAGAUGUGAUCAAGGGAGACAUGGAUUCAGUCCGUAGGGAAGUGCUUGACUUCUAUACCGGUCUGGGAACCAAGGUGGUCGACGAAUCUCAUGAUCAAGACACCACAGAUUUACACAAGUGCGUUGCAUAUAUUUGUGACUCUACUCCGGAUUUGGAUAAAUCUAGUCUCCGCAUUCUUGUUGCUGGAGCGCUAGGUGGACGAUUUGACCAUGAGGCUGGAAACAUUAAUGUACUUUAUCGUUUCUCAACCACCCGGAUAAUCCUUUUAUCCGACGACUGCCUCAUCUACCUCCUUCCAAGAACUCACUCUCACGAGAUCUAUAUCGAACCUUCUAUAGAGGGACCGCACUGUGGACUCAUCCCAAUAGGGGAGCCUGCUCGGAGUACCACGACGACUGGGCUCCAAUGGGAUAUGACUGAUACAGAGAUGAGCUUUGGUAGUUUGAUAAGCACGUCAAACAUAGUCAAAGGAGAAAAAGUAACAGUUCAAUCCAGUUCAGAUCUUCUAUGGACAAUUUCCAUUAAAAAGGUUUAACGCAGCUAACAAGCUGCGGAACUAAUAAAUGCUCGUAACCUACAUUGCAAUCACCCUUUUUAACGACACAAGUGCAUUAUUUUGGAUGAUUUUUUGUGUCCAUAUAUGAUUUAUUGUCUGGAAGAAACUCACCAGUUAAUAUUUCUUCCAGCUGUGGAUUAGUAAUAAUAUAAUUUCAUAUUGAGUUUAUAGAAGUAUUUUCCUUCUUUCUAGCCUUUAGCUGCUUCUGAUUUGCCAGGAAGCAAAGUUAUUGUAAUUAUAUAUCAUCUUAGGCAACUUUCCAUUAUUAUCAGUUUUGUUGUAAUAAACUUUUGGUCCUUUUCAUUGUA
Molecule: messenger RNA, 1206 nt
Organism: Mercurialis annua (annual mercury)
Lineage: Eukaryota; Viridiplantae; Streptophyta; Magnoliopsida; Malpighiales; Euphorbiaceae
Product: thiamine pyrophosphokinase 1
Exons: 6
Coding region: 104-877 (257 amino acids)
Biological process (GO): thiamine diphosphate biosynthetic process; thiamine metabolic process
Molecular function (GO): ATP binding; thiamine binding; thiamine diphosphokinase activity
Source: RefSeq, a predicted model, not a curated record